Molecule: messenger RNA, 386 nt
Organism: Zeugodacus cucurbitae (melon fly)
Lineage: Eukaryota; Metazoa; Arthropoda; Insecta; Diptera; Tephritidae
Exons: 1
Coding region: 106-318 (70 amino acids)
Source: RefSeq, a predicted model, not a curated record
UUGGCAACCCCGCAGUUGUGCACUGACAGUGAAACAGCUGUUCGCAAUUGUUUUAUAAAAAACGAGUUCAUAACAGCCGGCUGCAAAACUAAAACUUUUAUAAAAAUGCAAAAAAAACGAGUUCGCGUGAAUAAUAUACUGGAUAAAUUGCAUCGUGGUGUAGUUUACACCUGUAUCGGUGUUACACUUUAUGGAACAUUCCUGCUAGGAUUGCGUGUACAUCGUUAUUUGACUGUAGUUCGUCCUCAGCGGCAGGCGGAACAAUUAAAGGCGAUUGAAGAGGAUGGACUUGAUAAAGCUAAAACCAUAACAACAUAAAUUUGUCCUUAAAUAAGUUUUUAAAAUGCUAAUAGUUGUAUUUGUUAAAUAAAUGUUGUAAAAAUUUA